AUGCAUGUACAGCAAAAUAAAAUAAAUUUUACCAUAGCAGAUGAUGACUACUAUGCUGCUGAAGACGAUGAUGACGAAAAUUUUGAAAUGUCAGAUAAUGAUGAACCUCUACAAAUAAAUACAUCACCCAAACAAAAACAAUCGAAACAACCCACAUUCUUACCCCCUGCUCCAAUAAAGCCCACUUCUUCUUCUUCUUCUUCUCGACAGAUACCUAUAACUACUACAGAAAAUGCAGACGAUAGUGAUAACGAUGACAUUCAACAACAAUCGACAAUACAACGAAUAAACAAGGACUAUUUGAAACCAAAUGUGGGUCUUUUAUUACUUACACUGGCUCAACUAUUCAACUCAUUAAUGGUCACCUCAACAAAAGUAUUAGAAACUGACCCUUACGAUAUCGCACAUGACCAACAAAUCAAACCUUUACAAAUCCUAUUAGUAAGAAUGGUAAUAACAUACCUAGGUACAUUAAUAUACAUGUUUAUAAACCGACAUACGAUCCAAUUUGUCCCCUUUGGUGACCCGAAAAUUAGAAAAUGGUUAAUAUUAAGAGGUUGCGUUGGAUUCUUUGGUGUAUUUGGUAUGUAUUUCUCAUUAAUGUAUUUGAGUAUUAGUGAUGCUGUAUUGAUUACAUUUUUGGCUCCCAGCGUGACUAUUAUAAUGUCAUGGGUUAUAUUACGUGAAAGGUUUACAAAGACAGAAGCUAUUGGAUGUAUCGUGUCUUUAUUUGGUGUAGUGCUUAUUGUUAGACCUACUUUCAUAUUCGGCGUUCCAGAUGAUGAUGAUGGAAAGAUUGAUCCUGAAAUGGUUGAAUCUAAGAAUCCUGAAGAAAGAUUGAUCGCUACGUUUGUUGGUUUAUUAGGUGUUGUUGGAAUGUCAAUGGUAUAUGUUGUGAUUAGAUUCAUUGGUAAAAGAGCACAUGCGAUUAUGAGUGUUAGUUAUUUUUCAUUAAUUACAACGAUUAUUUCAUUCUUAGGGAUUGUAUUCUUGCCAUCAAUGAAAUUUCAUGUGCCUCAUUCUUUGAAGCAAUGGUUAUUAUUUGCUAAUUUAGGAUUUUGUGGAUUUAUUUUCCAAUUAUUAUUGACUUUAGGUAUUCAAAAGGAAAGAGCCGGUAGAGGUUCUUUAAUUUCUUACACUCAAUUGAUUUAUGCAAUCUUUUGGGAUGUUACAUUGUAUAGACAUUGGCCAAAUAUUUGGUCAUGGUGUGGGAUGUUAAUUAUCAUUGGAACUACUUUAUUAAUUGUUAAAUUGAAACCAAAACAAGACGAAAAUGGGAAUGUCAUUGAGACUAAAUCAAUGACAUCAUUAUCUUCAUCAAAAACUGAUUUGGAAAAUGGUAUGGUUUCCUUUGAAAUGGGUGAAGAACAAGAUAAUUAUAAUUUCCCACUAGAAGAGUUUUCUCAUAUUGAUCUUCCCGCAUCAGACAGUUGUGCAAGUGUACCGACUGCACAGAAAAGAUGA
Molecule: messenger RNA, 1464 nt
Organism: Naumovozyma dairenensis CBS 421
Lineage: Eukaryota; Fungi; Ascomycota; Saccharomycetes; Saccharomycetales; Saccharomycetaceae
Exons: 1
Coding region: 1-1464 (487 amino acids)
Cellular component (GO): membrane
Source: RefSeq, a predicted model, not a curated record